AUGAAUAAAUUAAUUAUUAUUGGGUUGACUCUUUUAUCUUGCGCUAUGGCUGCAAAUUAUGCAGUUUUAGUUGCUGGGUCAAACUAUUACUAUAAUUACAGACACUAAUCUGAUGUGUGUCAUGGUUAUCAUACACUUUUAAAUAAAGGAUACAAAGCUGAAAAUAUCAUUGUGAUGUCAUACAAUGAUGUAGCCAACGACCCUCAAAAUCCUUUCCCUGGAAAGCUUUUCAAUAAGCCUGACGUAAAUGGCUAGGGUGUAGAUGUGAACUAAGGCUGCGUUAUCGACUACUAAGGUGAAGAUGUUAAUCCUUAAAACUACUUGGCUAUACUUGAAGGUAGAAAAGAUAAAGUAACUGGAGGAAAUGGAAGAGUUCUCGAAUCUGGUCCUUAGGAUCAUGUAUUUUUAUCAUUUUAUGAUCAUGGCGCUCCUGGUUUGAUUGCAUUCCCUUCAGAUUAUCUUUAUGCUACAGAUUUAUUAAAUACCUUCUAAUACAUGCACACAAACAAAAAGUACUAAAGACUAGUUUACUACUUGGAAGCUUGUGAAUCAGGUUCCAUGUUUGUUGAUUUAUCUAAAAAUCUCAAUAUUUACGCUCUUUCUGCUGCUAGUCCUGAUGAGUCCUCUUGGGCAGCUUAUUGUGGUGAUCAAGCUGUUGUUAAUAACGUAAACAUUGGAUCAUGUUUGGGAGACUUAUUCUCUGUAAAUUGGAUGGAAGACACUGACAAUCAUAAGAGCCUUUCUCACUACCCACUUUAGAAGUAAUUUGAAGUUAUAAAGGAAGAAACUAAUCUUUCUCAAGUUAUGCAAUGGGGUAAUUUAGCUUUGACAUUCAAAUACGAAGCUACUGGAGAUUACCUUAGUGGAACAACUCAUAACUUCAUCUUUUCUAACUUGAUUACACCAAUUGCUGAUUUCUUCAAAAGAAUGUUUAACAUCGGACUUGAAGAAGAAUUAAAAUACAAGAAAGCCUUAGAAAGUACAAAGCUUAACUUAGUAAAUUCCAGAGAUGUUUACAUGAAUUACCUUCAGAAUAAAUACAAAAAAAACCCAACUGCUGAAAACAAAAUGCUUAUCGUCCAAGCCUUAGAAAAGAGCAAAUAAUUCUAAAACUUGUUCGACAGAUUCUCUAAAGACUUCUCAACACUUGGAAACAUGAAUCAUAAAUCAACCAACUUUACUUGCUAUAAGAAGUUGAUUUCCGAAUUCUAAUCAGUAUUUGGCAGAGUACCUGAAGAUAAAUAUAGUGAAUUCAAGCACUUCUACGAAUAUUGCGCUACAAACAAAUACUAUUAAAACAAUGACUUUAAUAAAUACUUUAAAAGCUUAUAAUGA
Molecule: messenger RNA, 1335 nt
Organism: Tetrahymena thermophila SB210
Lineage: Eukaryota; Ciliophora; Oligohymenophorea; Hymenostomatida; Tetrahymenidae
Product: peptidase C13 family protein
Exons: 3
Biological process (GO): vacuolar protein processing
Molecular function (GO): cysteine-type endopeptidase activity
Source: RefSeq, a predicted model, not a curated record